AGCAUGGCCGGCUCGCAAAUGAGAGCGCCUGUGCUUAUAACGAGCUUUAUUAUUCUGAUGGUUUCUCUGACGGGUGCUAAAGGAUCCAGCAUGAAGCAGUCCAGCCACUGCAGGGCUGUUUGUACUGACGGUGGCAAGAAUGACUGCAUAACUCUGAACCAGGACAAAGUGGAUUUAAAAACAGCUAAAGACAACUGCCAGGCCUUCAAAGGAGAACUUCUGGAGUUUCAGUCUAAGACUGAUAAGAGCUUGUUUGACAUUUUGAGUCGGGGACUGUUUGGAAACUACUGGAUCGGGCUGCAUUUACCUGCUGGCGCCUGCAGCAACCUCUCAGCUCCACUGAGAGGCUAUAAGUGGGUAUCUGGUGAGAAGGGCAGCAGCUUUAUUCCAUCCUGGGAUAAAAGCGCUGAACUCUGCUCUCCACAUUGUGUAUCACUUACAGGUGAUCAAAAGUGGACAGAGCAACUGUGUUCGGAUAUUAUUGAUGGGUUUCUGUGCAAAACUAAGCUUGAGGACGCAUGCCGGGGACAAGAGGUGUCACACCCAACAGUUUUUCAGAGUUCUAAAGACUGUUCAAGCGGUCCUUGUGAGCAUGACUGCAAGAAAGUACAGGGAGGUUACACGUGCUCUUGUUUUCAUCAAUACAUCCCAGACAGCAAAAACCCCAAGAUGUGCAAACUGCACUGUGCACAGCAGAGAUGCCCUGCUAUAAAUGACAUGGGCUACUAUCUCUGUCCUGACGGCUUUCUAAAGGUCGAGUCAGAAGAAGGCAACUUUUGUGAGGACGUUGAUGAAUGUGACAUGAGGCCUGACAUUAACUGUAACUGUAAGAACACUUACGGGAGUUUUGAGUGCUCUUGUAGGGAAGGAUUUGUUCUUAAAGAUCAAGUCAAAUGCAUCAAAUUUAAGGACAGUGAAGAUCUGGUCAGCACCACUCUUGCUGUUGUAGCAUUUGUUAAACCGCCCACCCAAAACAACACGCUGAAGGCGUCCUCUGCUCCUGCGGCCCGCUUUCUGUGGCUUUGGAUCGUGGCUGCUGUGGCUGUUAUUGCUUCUGUUUUCACGAUCUGGUUUUAUGUAGUUAAGCGUCGGCGGCAAAGAGAAAGCUCUAAUCAACAGUCUUCUGUUAAUGUUCCUGUGGGCAACAUUGAGUGUUAACUAUGGUUAGAAGUGACUGGUUCCUCUGACUCUUCACAGUUUACAGUAGACUGGACCAAAAAAAGGUAUCAUCCAAUCAUCUAAUCAUGAUGUUGACCUGUUCUCGUAUCAACCUCAGCUCAUACACACGUUUCCAAAUGUGUGGUGGAGUGUUAGGCAGCUCCUGCCAUGAAAACUGGGCCUAUUUAGUGAUUUAAUGGUGGACUCAGGAACACGAACCAUCUCCUUCAAGCAUUUAUUUGACAUUUCUUUUUUAACUCAGUGGGCAUUCAUCAUGUAGAUCUUAGAUUUUGACGGUGAAUAUUCAGGCAUGGCUCACAUCGCUGAAAAGCUCUAAAUGUUUGAGUCAAAGUAGCUCUGACUCAAAGCUCCGGUUACUGACGGGCCACCGGGUCUGCUAACUCUCAGCUCCAGCCAGGUUUCCUUUAAUAUUAGCCUCAAGAUUCACUAAUGUGAAUACGUCAGCCUACUGUGGCUGAUGUAUGCUGUAUGAAUUAUGCUCAAAUUUGUGUGUUUUUAGUCUAAAAGGAUGUGCUUGUUCAUAUUUGUGAAUUUGAUGAAGAGCCUUAUUUAUACAUAAAUGCAGGUAUUUGCAUUUUUCAUACUGUGGGAAACACGAAAGCUGAGAGUUCAUUUUUGUACAUGAAAAAUCUUAACAGUUAUCGU
Archocentrus centrarchus (flier cichlid) is the source of this 1824-nucleotide messenger RNA. RefSeq names its product complement component C1q receptor-like. Gene Ontology annotation, molecular function: calcium ion binding. The record is from RefSeq and is a predicted model, not a curated record. The transcript has a single exon. Bases 4 to 1158 code for a protein of 384 amino acids. Lineage: Eukaryota; Metazoa; Chordata; Actinopteri; Cichliformes; Cichlidae.